GUCGUCUGUGGUGUGGCCGUGUGGGAGCAGACGGCCUAUCUUGAUCGCGAAACAACCAUCCCUCAUUCGCACCAUUCAACAAUUUACAAAAGUUUCCGCUUUUGAUCUUUGUUUUCUUUCUCAACCAUGGAGCUCUCUGCUUCAUGGGAUUCCCUUCGCAAACAGGCAAGAAAACUCGAAGCUCAGUUGGAUGAGCAGAUGCUUUCAUAUCGUAAAUUGGUUUCCGCAAAAGUUUCUACAAAAGAUGAUGCUGCAGAGAGUGACGUGGAGUCUUGGAUUGAGAGAUUACUAAACCAACUCCAACAAGUAAACUCACAGAUGCAGGCUUGGGUGUCCUCUGGUGGGUCAGAAAUGGUUUCUCAUACUCUGACUAGACACCAAGAAAUUCUUCAAGAUCUCACCCAGGAGUUUUAUCGUCUCCGAUCUAGUCUUAGAGCUAAGCAAGAGCAUGCUUCACUACUUGAUGAUUUCAAAGAGUUUGAUAGGACAAGGUUAGAUUUGGAAGAGGGAGCAGGUUUUGAAAAGCAAACCCUCCUCAAAGAGCAUGCAUCUAUCAGCCGAAGUACAGGACAGAUGGACACUGUUAUUUCUCAAGCACAGGCUACACUCGGUGCACUAGUCUUCCAGCGUUCAACUUUUGGGGGGAUCAACUCAAAGCUCAGCAACGUGAGCGGUCGCCUUCCAACGGUAAAUAACAUUCUGUCAGCAAUAAAGCGAAAAAAGUCGAUGGAUACCAUUAUACUUUCCCUUGUCGGGUCCAUAUGCAUAUUUCUUAUUUUCAUCUACUGGCUAACCAAGUGAGGAUGCUGUUUAUUGUGCUAGGUGGCUUGUGUUUAAACUACUGUAUACUACUUGUCUAUUGUAUUUAGUUGUUUGUGCUAUAUGCUGAACUGAGUCUUUUUUGGGGGGAAGGGGAGGGUAAUGUAUUGUUUAAUUGAUGGUCUACAGAAGCAGAGCCU
Molecule: messenger RNA, 959 nt
Organism: Gastrolobium bilobum
Lineage: Eukaryota; Viridiplantae; Streptophyta; Magnoliopsida; Fabales; Fabaceae
Product: Golgi SNAP receptor complex member 1-1-like
Exons: 5
Coding region: 127-801 (224 amino acids)
Biological process (GO): endoplasmic reticulum to Golgi vesicle-mediated transport; vesicle fusion
Cellular component (GO): Golgi medial cisterna; Golgi membrane; cis-Golgi network
Molecular function (GO): SNAP receptor activity
Source: RefSeq, a predicted model, not a curated record